This is a messenger RNA of Symbiodinium necroappetens, 525 nucleotides long. The record is from the annotation of a GenBank genome assembly. Lineage: Eukaryota; Dinophyceae; Suessiales; Symbiodiniaceae.
AUGCUCGCGCAGAUGUUCUCACAGGCAAAAUUGGAUGCGAUGGAGCGGACUCCAGGUGGUUCCCGCCGCCUCGCAGAUUUCAAGCCUGGGUCAAGGUCCACCCAAAGCUUGGACGAAACGACUGUAGGCACAGGCGAAGACUGGACGUUCACCUCGCCAAUACGCCGGGCCCUCCAUCGAGAGUUCCAGAGCCUGGAGCCUGUGACUGGACAGGAGCCGCUCACGACCAGUGUGGCAUCAAGUCAGUCUGGUUCUCCUCCCUCCGAGAAGAAGGCACUUCUUGCAUAUUCCCAAUGCUUGGAAAGCCGCCUGCGAGCCAUGACCGGCGAGAACCGAGGCUUAAGGCUUCAGUUGCAGGAAGAGGAGGCCCGCUUCGCUCAACUGCACUCGAGCAUUAAGAAGGAUACAGACUUCGAGCUACGCCUGAGGGCGAAAACAAAGCAGCUCAACACGCGGAUGAAGGCCAGAGAUCGGGUUGGAGUCUUGUUUGAUGCUUGGUCGCGCGUUACAUCACGAGCUUGGCGA